Nymphalis io (European peacock) is the source of this 1533-nucleotide messenger RNA. It is a transcript of the gene Sc2, whose product is annotated as probable very-long-chain enoyl-CoA reductase art-1. Lineage: Eukaryota; Metazoa; Arthropoda; Insecta; Lepidoptera; Nymphalidae. Gene Ontology annotation, molecular function: oxidoreductase activity, acting on the CH-CH group of donors; protein binding. Gene Ontology annotation, biological process: very long-chain fatty acid biosynthetic process. Bases 282 to 1181 code for a protein of 299 amino acids. The record is from RefSeq and is a predicted model, not a curated record. The transcript is spliced from 5 exons.
AGAAAAUCAGUAGGUAACUAGGUACCUACCGGCAAACUGAACUAUAAAGUAAUAAGUAGGUAAUUGGAAUUUGGAAUUAUAAAACGUCGAGUUAGCGGCGUGGCGACAAAUUUUAAUUUUAUAUCUGUGACCUUUGCCUUUAUUUGUUCGAAUUUACAAUUAAAGCGCUCGGUGAUAUUGAAAUUGAACGAAGUGAAAGGAAACCGCAUUGCCCUCAGUGCAGUGAUAAAAUAAUAAGUACCUAUUCGCUCAAUACUGACAAUACAUAAGAGUACGCAACUAUGGAGAUUGAAAUCGUAAGCGUGUCUGGCUUAAAAUCGUUAGGUAAAAUACAUGUAAACGAAGAUGCUACAAUUAAGGAUGUAAAAGAUACAAUUCAUAAAAGCGUAAAAAAGUCAUUAUAUCCUGACAGACAAUCACUAAGAUUAGAGGCUAAAGGGCGAUCACUUAAAGAUGAAUCCACCCUGAAAUCUUUAAAUAUAGAUAGUAACGUGAAAUUAUAUUUACAAGAUCUCGGACCACAAAUAUCUUGGAAGAACGUUUUCUUAGCAGAGUAUGCUGGUCCAUUAUUUGUAUACUUGUGGGUAUACCAGCGACCCUGGCUGCUGUAUGAUACUGACUCUGCACCAGGCAGUGUGGCCACUAUUGCAGCAAUCUGUUGGUCAGUUCACUAUGGUAAACGCCUACUGGAAACAUUGUUUGUUCAUCGAUUCUCACAUGGCACAAUGCCUCUUAGGAACCUGUUCAAGAAUUGUGCAUAUUAUUGGUUGUUUACACUAUACAUUGCAUACCACAUCAACCAUCCCCUGUUCACAGCACCGUGCAAUACAUGUGUUUAUGUCGGCUUAGCUGGAUUUACAAUUUGCGAACUGGGUAAUCUCAGCAUUCAUAUUCUUUUGAAGAAUCUUCGUCCACCAGGCACAAAAGUGAGGCGUAUUCCGAAACCUGAUGGAAAUCCUUUCUCUAUACUCUUUAAUUAUGUGUCCUGCCCAAAUUACACAUAUGAAUUUGGAUCAUGGCUCUUCUUUACAAUCAUGACAAAAUGUGCUCCUGCUGGAAUAUUUGCUGUGGUUGGAUUAUAUCAGAUGUCAGUAUGGGCCCUCGGCAAACAUAGAAACUACAAGAAGGAAUUCCCUGACUACCCCAAAGGUCGGAAAGCUAUUUUGCCAUUCAUUCUCUAAACAGUGUUAUAUAAUGGGUUACACAUUAGUGUAUUAGUAUGUUUAUAUGUGAGCAGAAACAGAUAAAAAUGUUUCGUUUUUUAUUUCAAAUGAUCCUACAAUCUUUGGGCUACAAUGGGAUUUAAAACAUUAGUAAUUAGAAAUUAUUUCGGUCUUCUUGGGAGGUGAUGGAAUUUUAUUAUAUAAAUUAUAGCUUUAAUAUAUUAUAUUAGCUUAUUUUGAUUUGUUAGAACUGAUAAUUGCAUAAUUAAUUUGUAAUUGUUCAAGUUAAUAUUUUGUUCAGCUGUUCUUGAGAACAUCAUAAUUUAUUGUAAUAAGUAAAAUAAAGGCAUUUAUAAUUUCUUUUUCUAAA